Messenger RNA from Otolemur garnettii (small-eared galago), 1465 nucleotides. RefSeq names its product leukocyte immunoglobulin-like receptor subfamily A member 6. Gene Ontology annotation, molecular function: inhibitory MHC class I receptor activity. The record is from RefSeq and is a predicted model, not a curated record. Gene Ontology annotation, biological process: cytokine-mediated signaling pathway. Lineage: Eukaryota; Metazoa; Chordata; Mammalia; Primates; Galagidae.
AUGACCCCCACCCUCACAGCCCUGCUCUGUCUUGGGCUGAGCCUGGGCCCCAGGACUUGCAUGCAGGCAGGGACCCCCCCAAAACCCACCCUCUGGGCUGAGCCAAGCACUGUGAUCGACUGGGGUAGCCCUGUGACUAUAUGGUGUCAGGGGACCCUGGAUGCCCAGGAGUAUCGACUGGAUAGAAAGGGAACCUCAGCACCCUGGGUCACACAGAAACCACUGGAGCCGGGGAACAAGGCCAAGUUCAACAUCCAAUUCAUGACAGUGCAACAUGCAGGGCAAUAUCACUGUUACUAUCACAGCCCGUCCGGAUGGUCAGACCCGAGUGACCCUCUAGUGCUCAUAUUGAGAGGAGUCUACGCUAAACCCACCCUCUCAGCCCUGCCGAGCCCUGUGGUGAUCUCAGGGGGGAAUGUGACCCUCCAGUGUGGCUCACAGCGGAAAUUUGACAAGUUCAUUUUGACUAAGGAAGGAGAUCAAAAGCUCUUCUGGACACUGGACUCACAGCAAACCCCCUAUGGGCAGUUCCAGGCCCUGUUCCCUGUGGGCCCGGUGACCCCCAGCCACAGAUUGACCUUCAGAUGCUAUGGCUAUCAAAGAAAUGUCUCCCAGGUGUGGGUGGGCCCCAGUGACCCUGUGGAGCUCCUGGUGUCAGGUGUGUCUAGGAAGCCCUCCCUCCUGACCCUGCAGGGCCCUGUCCUGACCCCUGGACAGAACCUGACCCUCCAGUGUCUCUCUGAUGUCGGCUACAAUAGAUUCAUUCUGUCCCAGGAUGGGGGAUAUAUCCUCACCCAGCGCCCUGGCUGGCAGCCCCAGGCUGGGCUCUCUCAGGCUGACUUCCCCCUGGGCCCUGUGAAUGGCUCCCAUGGAGGUCAGUACAGAUGCUACGGUGGAUACAACCUCUCCUCAGAGUGGUCAGCCCCCAGUGACCCCCUGGACAUCCUGAUCUCAGGACAGCUCUCUCAUAGGCCCUCCCUCUCAGUGCAGCCGGGCCCCAGGGUGGCCUCAGGAGAGGAUGUGACCUUGCUGUGUCAGUCAUGGAGUGAGAUGGACACUUUUAUUCUGGCCAAGCAGGGGACAGCCAAUCCCCCUCUGCGUCUUGGAUCAAAGGACAUAGCUGGACAGCACCUGACCAGUUUCUCCAUGAGUCCCGUGACCUUAUUCCACAGGGGAACCUACAGGUGCUAUGGCUCACUCAGCCCCUCCCAACUUUUGCCACUGCCCAGUGACCCCCUGGAGCUCUUGGUCUCAGGACCCUCUGUGUACCCCAGCCCCCCACCCAGGGGACCCACCUCAGUACCUGCCCCACACCCCCAGGAUCACACCGUGGAGAAUCUCAUCCGCAUGGGCGUGGCUGGCUUGAUCUUGGUGGCCCUUGGGAUUUUGCUGUUUCAGGAGUGGCACAGCCAGAGAAGCCCCAUAGAUGCCACCAGAAGGUAACUCCAGAGAAAGCAAAGCACCA